UGCUGUUGUGCAUCGUGACGGCAGCGGGGCAGCCAGCGGCGGCCACAACCCGCGGGUUCGAGCCCCAGAAAGGUGGAGACUCAUCGAUAAACCUCUUGCACAGUAGUCUCGAAGCACCGUCGCGAGGACCAGUGGGUAUACGUCUCGGUCUACGCAUCUUUCGGCUGGUGUAGACCCGCGGGACGAACGAGAAGAAGAGCCCGUCACCUCUCUCACCUUUCACCUGGCUAGCAGCUAGCCGCUAGCUAGCAGCGAGGCGGCUGCUGACGGAUAGCAGGCUCCCAGCGUUCGAUAGCGAGGCUGCGCGACGGACGGAAUGGAGGUUUUGGUGGAGUAUGAUUACGACGCCCUCCACGAGGACGAGCUGACCCUCCGGCUGGGCGACGUCAUCAAGAACGUGCACUACAUAGAUGAGGACGGCUGGAUGGAGGGGGACCUGAACGGAAAAAGGGGCCUCUUCCCCGACAACUUUGUGAAGGAGGUGAAGAAGGAAUCCAAAGAGGUGAAAGAAACAAAGAGUGAGCCAAAAGAGGAGGCCUCCCAGCCCCAGAGGAGAGACAAGAGCGCGGGCAACGUGGCCAACCUGGUCCAGAGGAUGAGCACCAUCGGCAUCCCAACCGGAGGCUUCCUGCCUCAGCCACCAGCCGCCUCAAAGAAGCCCAAGAGGAGAAAGUGCAAAGUCCUGUUUGACUACCAGCCGCAGAACGAGGACGAGCUGGAGCUGAAAAUCGGAGACGUCGUCGACGUCAUCGAAGAGGUGGAGGAGGGCUGGUGGAAUGGCAACUUCAACGGCAAGUCAGGGCUGUUUCCCUCCAACUUUGUCAAAGAGCUGGACGCCACAGGAGAGGACGGAGACACCAGCGAAGGGGCCGCAGACGAGACCGGUGAGACGGGCCAGCGUAGUUUCAACAGCAUGGGAGAAGACGUGUUUGUACUAAAUGAUGAAAGUGGGAUGGAAAGCGCUGGCGCCCCCCCUGCGUCCCCGCAGCCCGCCGCUGGCAACGGAGUCAUCGCUCAGCCCAAGAAGAUCCACGGCGUGGGCUUCGGGGAUAUUUUCAGGAAGGGGUCGGUGAAGCUAAAGGCCCGGCUGCCAAGCACCGAGUCAGAGGAGAAGAAGGAGAAACCAAUCCCAUCAUUACCAUCCGCUGCAAAGCCCGCCCAUCCCAACAUGACAGAGUCGCAGAGAGCCGACGGAGACGGCAAAUCCAAAGCUAAAGAGUACUGCAAGGUCACGUUUGCCUUUGAGGGGACAAAUGAGGACGAGUUGACCAUCAAGGAGGGCGAUGUCAUCCACAUCCUGAGCAAGGACACUGGAGAGCCCGGCUGGUGGCGAGGGGAGAUUGGGGGCAAGGACGGCGUCUUCCCAGACAACUUUGUGGUCCUGGUGUCAGAAGCAGAGAAAGAGACGCCCACGUCGAGGGGGUCGCUGAGGUCGCCUGCCAAGCAGGACUCUGAGGAGAAGCCGAAGAAGCCACCUCCUCCGUCGAAAAGCACCGCUCACAGGGCGGAGGUUCCCAGCGCCGAGAAGAAGCCCCAUCCCACCAGGCCCGAGGACCGAGUUGACAGGCCGGAUCCCAAACCAUCCAAGCCUGCGGCGCCGAUGGUCCCGCCCAAGAAGCCCGUGCCCCCUCCCGGCAAAGGCCGGCCGGGAGGCUUUGUGCCCAAGAGGCCGGACAAGCCUCUGGCCCCCUCGCCCAACCUCAAGCACAAUGGAGAGGUGCCUUCUACGAGACCAAAGUCUGACUUGGAGCCUUUGGUGCCCGCGAAACCCAGAACGCUGUCGGGGGAAGCGGGGGAGAAGUCCUCGGAUACGGAUCUGAUUAGUUUUGAGGAGAUGUCGUCCACCUCGGAGAAGCUCUCUCACCUCACUGCUAACAGACCAAAGAUGCCUGGCAGGAGGCUGCCUGCCCAGUUCGGCAGAGGACCUUCGCCCACCAAGGAGGUGAGCGUGGAGAAGUCCUUGAAGGUCGAUGACGUGGAUCCUGCUGCCAAACCAAAGCUGACAGAAACCAGGAAGCCUUCCACCAACUCGUUAUCUCAGACGCCGCCACCCAUCGGACCCGACUGCACAAGCGCCAAGGCCAAGCCAAGCCCUGCGGCGGCCCCCAGCCCGGAGGGCGGGACCCGGCUGGAGGCCGACGAGGCCAACGCCGAGCUGGACGAGCUGAGGGGCCAGAUGAAGAAGCUGCUGCUGUCCGUGGAGCUGUUGAAGGCCCAGCAAACGAAAGAGAUAGCGGAGCUAAGAGGAGAGCUGGAUGAGGAGAGGCUGAAGCGCGUCGCCCUGCAGGUGGAGAUAGACAAACUGAAGCGGAGCGUCCAUUCGACGUGAAGCCCUGGGGGCCAUGGCGGACCAACCGGGGAGGGGGGGUGACCACGAGAACCACCUCGAGCACAAUCCUUCUUUUCCUCUGGGUGACCGAAGAAAAUAAACUAUUUGUAACCUUUACACUUUUGCACAUAUAGAAACAUUAUCAAAAGAAAGAUAUAAUUAAUCUACAAAUGUCUUUUUUUUGCCAACAAAACAAAAAAACAACCGAGGCCUUACUUCCUACUACUGCUCUCUCUCUCUCUCUCUCUCUCUCUCUCUCUCUCUCUCUCUCUCCCAGCGUUCCUUGAACCCCUCACUGAGGAGGGGUCGCUCUGUACUACUGACUUUGUUUUCCUCGCCUCAUUUUUCUGUCCCGUGUAUUUUUAAAGAUGCCCAGAUGAAAAUGUUUGAUUUCAGUUAAAAGCUUCUGAUUCUUAGUGGAUUUUUUUUUCUUCUCAUGGAGGCAGAGCUCGGCUUUCUUCAGCCUUUUUAUAUGUUUUCUUUGUAGCAGGGCCACCCAGGGUAACACUACUGUGCCUGUUGAAAAAGCUAAAAACAGAAUUCUAUUGUAUUAUAUAAGUGUUUCUACCAGGAGGGGACAUGCUCACCUCCUGGAGUCUGCGAGUUUGCAGCAUAGUAUAUCGUAUAUCUCUAUUUUCUAAGUGUACUGAGAUUCCUCAAUCCUAAUCUGGGCCCUCCUUUUAUAUCGAGCCAUCUGACUGGCAGGAACUUCUCAGAAGUUGUAACUUGUAAUACAGAUGAAUCCACACACACACACACGCACACUGAUGGGAGGGUCUGGUGUGUUUUCUAUUGUGCACGAUAAUCAGUUCUCUGUUCAUCCUACAUGAUCAGUGCGUCCUCUACUUCCCAGGAUGCCAGCUAGCAGCGCUAUCCAUCUGUCUGCAUCUUUGAACCCAAACUGGAACAUCAGAUGUUCUGCAUUCAUGCAACCCCCUGAUUUUAGAUUCUUUUUGUUUUUGCGAUUCCAUUAUCAUAUCAAAAUCACUGAAAUGUAUCAAUAUCUGUUCACUGUGACCACAUUAAUGCGUCUUCAUCCAUUACUUUUUAUGACAACAGUAACUUCUGUCUAAUAGAAAAGUGAACAUUGCCACCUCACUGAUACAUUGAUAUUUAUAACAUUGUCAAAAAGAACUAAGAUUUUUUUCAGUUAUUAACACGAUGUAAUUCUACAAAUAUCAACUCUUUCUAAGAAGUUUCAUGUUGGGCACAGAAGCAUUUUGCUCCAAGCUGCAGUGAUGGACCUCCUCCACAUGGGGGCACUGCAGAAGGACAUGGCGUCUGUCCAUCGGGGCCGACGGCUGCAUCCGCGAGCAUUGAUCUCAGUAUUUAGUCUGUGGAACAUGUUCUUUCACUAAUGUCUUAAACGAGUGUGACUUUGCUUUUAAAGCAUCCUCGGGCUUCCUUCCAUGUGUCGGCUGUGCGCGUGUGUGAGUGCUUUCACACUCUGACCAAGUUGAUGAUGCAUAUCCGACCUUCCUCACGCGACCCCUCGAUGCCUCACACUCCCUUUAGGCAACAGUAACCUCUGUAACGCAACAUAACUUCCACAUUGUUGUACAUUCCACAGUUUGACAUCAAGACAGACAAAGAAAUCUGUGCACAUUUAGAACAUGAUUCUUUUUUUUUUUUUUUUACAAGAGCUGUAUCCUUGCGUGAGCUGAGAUUCUGUUCAAAGGCUUAAUAAAUAUCGUCUUUAUUUA
Pungitius pungitius (ninespine stickleback) is the source of this 4032-nucleotide messenger RNA. It is a transcript of the gene cd2ap, whose product is annotated as CD2-associated protein. The coding region runs from base 317 to 2329 and encodes 670 amino acids. Gene Ontology annotation, molecular function: protein binding. Gene Ontology annotation, biological process: actin filament organization; cell migration. The record is from RefSeq and is a predicted model, not a curated record. The transcript has 19 exons. Gene Ontology annotation, cellular component: vesicle; plasma membrane; cell leading edge. NCBI's taxonomy places the organism in Eukaryota, Metazoa, Chordata, Actinopteri, Perciformes, Gasterosteidae.